UGCUUCUACGGUUGACACCAGUAUGAGCACUAGCAAUUUCAGUAUACUGCCUCUCGGUUCUCGAUAGGUGGCAAAUGAUAGCCGGUUUGGACGUGCUCUGAAACGCCUUGUGUCAUCAUUUGACUAAACCUCACAUCCCACUGCCCUUGCUGUUCACUUGACCAGCUUUGGUAGUGUGGUUGGUCAUAUAUGUUGGGAAGUAUGUUGAUGAGUCGAGAGAGGAUGGUGAUUAUGAUGCACAGUUCAAGGAUCUUGGGAAGUUCGUCAGUGAUUUACAGAAUCAGAUUCUGUACAAGGUUGAUGAAGGGCUUAAACCUAAACCUGUUACUCUUAUGAGCCAAUCCAGCUCGGAGACAAAUGAAGAGACUGAGUCUGGAGAUUACGUUAGAAGUCCUGGUCCAUUAGGUCCUCAGAUUCACCCCUCAGGGGUGGUAGUUCCUCCAAUACCAGGCCCAGGUUACAGCGAUCUCAUCCCUGGCCCAGGUGCUGGAGUAUACCCGGUCAGGGGUGGUUUAGGCGAUGGAAGCAUGCUUGUAGGACCAAACCAUCCUCGCAUGUUCCCUGGAGAAGGUAAAACUGAGGCUGAAGACUCAUAACCAAAAUGUGAAACAUGUGCUCUCUAUGUACAGAUCUGAGGAAGUGUUUGACCAGAUCGAUACUGCUCUGUCUAAACAGCUUCAACAGAGGGAACACUGAUCCAAGUUCACUUUCAAGUUGAAUCAUUCUUGGGAACGGACAGAAGAAAAGUCUGAGAAAAAGAAAGAUCGACACAAAAAAUAAGAAAUUGAGUAUGUUUUAUUGUUUUGAACUUUUUUUCUAGGUAGUUAAAACUUGAAUCUUUAAAACUUGUAUCUGUUGCAAAAGACAGGUUAGAAUAACUAAUUUUAUUAAGUUUAUUAUGUCCAAAAAAAUUAUUAUGUACUUUACAAACAUAUUUUGUUUGUCAGUAAAUAUUGAGGUGUAG
Raphanus sativus (radish) is the source of this 964-nucleotide messenger RNA. Its product is annotated as probable proteasome inhibitor. The coding region runs from base 333 to 596 and encodes 87 amino acids. The record is from RefSeq and is a predicted model, not a curated record. Gene Ontology annotation, molecular function: proteasome binding; endopeptidase inhibitor activity. NCBI's taxonomy places the organism in Eukaryota, Viridiplantae, Streptophyta, Magnoliopsida, Brassicales, Brassicaceae. The transcript has 4 exons. Gene Ontology annotation, biological process: proteasome-mediated ubiquitin-dependent protein catabolic process.